CUGCGGUCGUCCAGCUGCGCGGCCGCGUGAAUGUAAUCGCGCAGCACGCGCUCCUGCGGCGUCGACUUGAGUCCCAGCGAGCUCGCCCGAGAAUUUGUGGGGAGGCGACGCGCGUACGCUACACGCGACUCCGCGCUGCCGUUAACGCAGGAACGGUCGUAGACGGUCAGCGACGACGGGCGUCCGGACCACACUGCGAUCGCGGAGACGGUAACGAGGAUUACGUGCGGAGCUUCAGAUUCAGCAUCAGCGGUGCGGUCGCUCAAAGUUCAAACAGGUCAAUUCGACAGGUCAACUGUAGCACUGCGGCAUCCAUACGACAAGCGCUGGAGGCAACAAGCCAACACCAAAGGAUCCCAACUGACACGAAAUUCUCACGUGAAUACUUCUGACAUGGCUGUCGUCGACGUACGCCGUCCCAAUGGUCCACUGUACCAGGAUAUGGACGGCGUAAUACGCCUCAGCCGAAACUUCACUGUCGAAAUGCUGCGCUCCGCACUCAGCUAUAAGCCGCAGCCAGACGACAAGUUCGUCGUCACGUAUCCAAAGUGCGGGACAACCUGGACACAACACAUUGGCUUCUUGAUCUUCAAUAAAGGCGUGCCCCCUUCGAGUGGCCUGGAGUUCUUCAACAGAAGCCCCUUUAUCGAGAUGCUCGGCGCCGACAGUGUGCGGGACAUGACCCGUCCCGGAGUGAUCAAGACGCACCUUCCUUACAACCUCAUGCCCAUGCACCCACAGGCCAAGUACCUCUACGUAUGCCGCAAUCCUAAGGACACUUGCGUGUCCUUUUUCCACCACACACGGGGUUUCAGUGGAUACGACUUCGCGGACGGCAAGUUCGACGACUUCUUCGAGAUAUUUCUGUCUGGCGAGACCGAGUUCGGGGACUAUUUUGACCACGUCCUGGGUUGGUACGAGCACCGCAAUGACCCGAACGUCCUCUUCCUGCACUACGAAGACAUGAAGGCCCAGCCACGAGAGAGCGUGCUCAAGAUUGCCGAGUUCUUCGACCAAAGCUAUCACAAGUUGCUGCUGGAAAACGAGGACGUCCUCCAGAACGUGAUCAAAUACAGCGACGUCAAAUCCAUGAAGGACUACGCCUUACAGAACUUCACCAACUUCUUCACAAAGCAAAUAGAUGGAGAAGCGCCCGAGGGUCUCAGGACCUUCCACGAGGCAUCGCAGAAGAAUCCUUCUACUGCUAGUUUUAUCCGCAAAGGCAUCGUCGGAGACUGGAAAAAUCAUUUCUCGCCAGAACAAAAUGACAGACUGGAGAAGGUGAUUCUGGAGCGACUAUCCAACACGGACUUGGUGGACACGUGGCGAAAGCAUGGUGUCAUGUAGACGUUCUGUGGCAAAAACAAAAUCCGUCAGCUCACAACAAUUAUGAGUGCAUUAUCAAGUUGCAGAAUUCCCACUCUAAGUAGCGUCCAUGUUUGAACUUUCAUCAUCUCGUAAAACUAGGCCAGACGUCUUGCAAGGACACAUUUUCUUUGAGCUCGUAACUACAGGGCAGCUCAAAAGCACCUUCUUAUAAUAUUCCAGCAGACGUGGUUAGGCGAUUUCGCUCGAACACAUCGAUUAAAAAUGGAGCUUGAAUUGGCAGCUGAA
Dermacentor albipictus is the source of this 1614-nucleotide messenger RNA. NCBI's taxonomy places the organism in Eukaryota, Metazoa, Arthropoda, Arachnida, Ixodida, Ixodidae. The record is from RefSeq and is a predicted model, not a curated record.